UUAAAGACUUCGGGCCAAGUUGUCUUUCUUUUAAUUACGUUUUGCACAUGAAGACAUCAGAGCCUGUGCACAGAUGAGACUGACAGGAAGUCGGUGUUACUGGACCAAUCACAUGAAGCUCAGUCCAGCAGCAGGACGGAGUCAGUAGAGAGGACGAGAGGACUCUUCUCUGUUUGUAGCUCUACGUUAGCUCUGUCACUGGGCUAGAUGACCAGCCUUCUUACAGGCUGCUGGACGGGUCUGUCCUUUCACCGCGUUACUGACGAGUAGAGCAGCUGGUGGACUCAUUUAAACCUCGAACGGAAGACAGCGGUGGAGAUGUGUAACAAGUUACAUUGGAAAUCAAGGACUUACCUGGCUGUGAGGGGUUCAGCUGACAGCUGUCACCGCACCUAGCUGCUUAGCUAGCUGGCUAGGUGAGCUAACCGGGCUAAUUUAGCCAGACAGCGUUGACUUCCACAUGAAAGCUCCAUAUUAUUAUGAUUAUUGUCUGUCUCGGCUCGAUUUAGUGUUAUAGCAUGAGUUAGCGAAGGAGCUUUGAAGAUAAAGUGUGUGAUAUUGUGUGUUCCAGCUGGUUAGCCAGCAUUUAUCACUUAGCUAGCUCGCUGCAUUCAUUCAAUUAUUAAAGAACUACAAUUACGUCAACGCCAGCACCUCGACGUCAACACUGGGUCUAUCUACACCUUUUUUCUUACUAAAGUAAUACAAUUCGGUGCUGACUGUGCUUUGGAUAACCUCGGGGAGAAAUGAAGAAGUUUUUUGACACUCGUCGAGAGUUGGUGAGCUCCGGGCCUGGACCAGGAGCCGGGGGAGGAGGCGCUGGAUCCGGCGGUGGUGGUAGCUUCAUUGGACGGGUCUUCACCAUCGGACGAUAUCAAGUGACCGUGGAGGAGAUUGUCGCAGAAGGAGGUUUUGCCAUAGUGUUUUUGGUGCGUACUCAUCAAGGCGUACGUUGCGCACUAAAGCGGAUGUAUGUCAACAACGAACAUGAUCUGCAGGUCUGCAAACUUGAGAUCCAGAUUAUGAGGGACCUUGUGGGAAACAAAAACAUAGUUGGUUUCCUGGACUCCAGCAUAGCUGCAGUUGGAGCAGGCGAUGUGUGGGAAGUCUUGAUCUUAAUGGACUUCUGUCGAGGUGGGCAGGUGGUUAACCUGAUGAACCAGCGGUUACAAACUGGCUUCAGCGAGGCAGAGGUGCUACAGGUCUUUUGUGACACGUGUGAGGCGGUCGCUCGUCUCCACCAGUGCAAGACUCCGAUCAUUCACCGAGAUCUCAAGGUGGAAAAUAUUCUUCUGCAUGACCGGGGACAUUACGUGCUGUGUGAUUUUGGGAGCGCCACUAACCGCUUCCAGAACCCUCAGAUAGAGGGGGUCCCAGUGGUGGAGGAGGAAAUCAAAAAGUACACUACUCUGUCAUACCGCGCUCCUGAGAUGGUAAACCUCUACGGUGGAAAAGUAAUCACAGCAAAAGCAGACAUUUGGGCCAUGGGCUGUCUACUGUACAAGCUUUGUUACUUCACCCUUCCUUUCGGAGAGAGCCAAGUCGCUAUCUGUGAUGGAAGUUUCACCAUCCCAGACAACUCACGCUACUCCAUGGACAUGCACUGUCUCAUCAGAUACAUGCUGGAACCUGACCCAGAUAACAGACCAGACAUCUACCAAAUAUCCUACUUUGCCUUCAAGCUGGCUCGACGAGAAUGUCCAGUCCAAAAUGUACAUAAUUCCCCUAUUCCUGCAAAACUCCCGGAGCCCAUUCGAGCCAGUGAAGCAGUGGCCAAAAAGAGUCAAACCAAAGCCAGGCUCACAGACCCUGUUCGUACUCUGGAAACCUCAAUCGCACCUCGGCAACGACCCAAGGCCGGCCAGGCUCAGCCCCAGCCGAUAUCAGGCAUCCUCCCCAUCCAGCCGGCUCUCACCCCUCGCAAGAGACCCAGCGUGGUUGCUGGAGCGCCACAGCCCAUAGGUGUCGGUAUGGGAGUCCUGCCUCCGGCUGCAGCUGCUGUCCAACCUCCUCAACAUACUCCUGCUGCACCACAGCAAGCUCAGAUGGCAAACAUGCAGCAGCAGGCUUCACAGCAGCACCAGCAGCUUCUCAUGAAGCAGCAACAAGCCUUCUUAAGCCCACAGAGUAACCAACAGCAUCAACUGGUACAGAACCUCCAGCAGCAACAUCAAACGCCCCCUCAGGUGUCUACCAAGCUGCAGUCCAAAGCUAAGCCUGUUUCUCCAGUUGUGAAACACCAACAUGUAGCCCCCAUCCAUGAAACAGCAGCUUCUCAUCUGACUGCGAUCCCAGAGUCUGCAGCGGUUGACCCAGAGGCCUUGACGGCUGGCAGAGGUCUGCACAAAGUCGGCUCCCUCACGCCCCCUUCCUCGCCCAAGAUGGUCCCUAAGAGCGGCCACAGACGCAUCCUGAGUGACGUCACUCACAGCGCCGUAUUUGGAGUCCCAGUGAGCAAGUCCACCCAGCUCCUCCAGGCAGCCGCAGCUGAGGCCAGCCUCAACAAGUCCAAAUCAGCUAGCACUACUCCUUCUGGCUCCCCCUGCUCGUCCCAGCAGAGCGUGUAUCAUGCAGGUGACGGUGACGCCCAGGCAGCUCUCGUCGCACCCAUCUCUACAUCUAGCUGGAACCCCUUUGGCGAUGAUAACUUCUCCAAGCUGACUGCAGAGGAGCUGCUCAACAAAGACUUUGCAAAGCUAGCUGAAACUGCUGCACCAGGAGAGAAAGUCACAGGCUCCAGUGAAGACCUCAUUCCUGGGCUCGGUGCUUUCCCAGUAAGGGCAGAGAUGUGUGUGGACUCACUGAUUCCUGGUCUGGAAGCCCCGCAGGCUCAGAGACAUGCAGGACAGCCAGAGCUCAUCCCUGCCAGCAUGCCAGACUCUCUCACUGGGGAGGACUCUCUGCUGGGUUGCAAUCUGUUAUCUCAUACUUCUCCUCAUGGAAGCCAGUCUGUCUCUGCUCUCACUUCCUCCUGCUCCUCUGCUCCUCCCGGCUCUGGCUCUGGAUCCUGUCUGGAGGAGCUGCAGCCCGCUCACACGGCUUCUGCAGACUCUGCUUUCCUCAUGUCAUGUGUGGAGAAGGGCAAUGACGACGAGUUUGACCCUAUUCCUGUGCUCAUCUCCAAAAACUCAAAUCAAGGUGGUCACUCGCGCAGCAACAGUGGCAGUUCAGAGUCCAGCAUCCCCAACUUGGCCCGCUCCCUUCUGCUGGUGGAUCAGCUCAUCGACCUCUAGGGGGGGGUGGGAGAGGUCGAAGGGGCUGUGUGCAAUUCUAACAAAGGGAUGUGGGGAGGGCGGGAGAUAGAGAUGGGGAAGCAGAGGCACUAAAUGUAGCACCUCGUGAAGUCAAACAGAGGAGCUGGCAUUGAUAGGUUCAGAGGAACCUUUUGUUAAUGUGCCUCCUUGGCCUCAGCUCCAUCUCCAGUUGCCUGAUAAGCUGGUUUCAUAUAUCUCUGCUGGCUGUGUGCAUUCCCACGCUGGUUGAACAAAUCUCUUCAUUAAUGCCUGAGCAUAUCGUCUGCUUCUGUCCAGCUACACCAUGGUACUCCUCAUGCUUUCCUUGCAUUAAUAUCCCUCAUUGAGUGCACUGCCAUGGGAAUCAGCUGCAGUCACAUGCACAUAAUAAAACUGCUUGAUCACAGCUGAAAUGUGCACACUUGCCGUGUUGGUUUAGAGUGGAAGCUAAAUUCCAUACAGCCACCUUUACACACAGUCCCUCCAGUACUUCCACCCUCUUGUGUUCAAAAAGAGGGGGGUCAAAAUGCUGCAGACCUCCAGGAGAGUGUGAUUCAGUUUCCUGUUAAAACUUUGAACCAAACAAAGACGCAAUUUGAGGGAACAACGGAGAGAUGUUUGAACCAGUUAGUAAGAAAAUAGCUUUGGGCAGAUAUCUUUGUGGUUUACUGUUGAGCAAGGAGGCUGCUUCUACCAAACAUUUCCCCUUGAUACUCCAAACACACGCACAUACAGUCUGUGCUGCCUUUGGAAAUCAACUCUGUAUGAUCAGUUGCUACUUUUCUCUUGUAGGUCAGUAGCAAUAUUUCAAACAGCUGUGUAUCUAAGCUAACAUAGUGUGUGUGUUAAAAGCUGCAGCUUCGUCUUGACUGUUUACUCUCACCUCUCUCUGGAUGUUAAGCCGAUCAUUAGUUCCUCUAAAAGUACAAAAAUCUACAUCUGGGUUAAAAUGUUAAAGCUGGGGAUGUCUGCUAACACAGCUGAUGCCUCUGUUGCCAUGGCAGGAUGCUUUCAUACUGAACUGUACGUGCUGCGCUUUGUAAAACCUGAAUUGGUUUGUGUGCAUUACAGCUCAUGAAGCCACUAUCAUCAUAUCUUUGACUCAGUGUCAAGAUAAGCACUGUAGAAACAAAAGGGAAUCACAUAUUGGACCUGUAGCCAUGCCAAAGCUUAAGCCUAGACUCUUAUUAUGCUGUGUCAGAGUUGGGACACAGUGUAGACUUCAUUGAUUUACUGCUAAAUCUCCCUCUACCACUGACAUCCCCUCUCUUAUCAAUCCCUUAUUUUUUCAUCAAUCACACUGACGUCAUUCAGGCAAACUCAUUUCAGCUAGAGCAGAAAUACUGAAAACUUUGUGUACAUAAAAGUCACUCUUUAUUUUAUCUAAUUUUUACUCUCGUCAGCACUGGUAUAAGAUUUUGUUUAGCGUGUCAUAUAUAUACAUAGGCAUUUCAUCUGUCUUGAUAUGACUAAUGUGACUAUUAUUCAUAGCUCUUUUUAAUGAAUGUUUGAAUUUAUUGUGAAAUAUGUACAAUUGACGAGCAUAUAUAGAUAAAGAAUAUUUGUGUAUGAAGCUGUAAUUAAGAGUGUAAAGCUCCAAAGUCCCUCUGUUGUUUUUCUCUCUCCAUUCAUGUCAAGCAUCCAGCUCUAGUGCUUCUCUUGAAGAUGUCAUUAUGGAUACAUGAAACAAAGUGCUUAUGACUUACCUGACUGGUUAGUGUGUUGUCGGUUCGCUGCAGUUCUUAACAUGAUACCAGCAGUUGUACAAUGCUGGAUAGAGCUAGGAUAGGACAUGCAGUAAAACAGAGCUAAUGACGGAAUUUACUUCCUGAUAUCUCUGUAUCACCUCUGAUGACUUUUGUUUUUUGUUGGCUCAGGACGGUAAGACAGGGUUUUGAAAACUGAUCUAACUUUUUCAUUACAUCUCUAAUGUCAAAAUCCUAUGGGGCGCAGUUUGUAAAAUUGUGCACACUGGAAAUAACAACAACAGUUCUCCACAUUUAUCUCGAAAACGCCAUAAAAACGUAGUGUGAGUUUUUUAAAAGUCGCUUUUUAAAAAUCUCUUUAGAGCAAUAUUUGUGAUCUUCACAUUUAAUUUUGUUCUGAGAAAUAUAUUUAAGUUACAAUCACUGUUAAAUACAAAUUCUAAAUAUAAAUAUACAUUUUAAGAAUAUAAAUGUAAAAUGUAAAUAUUUCAGUCAGACAACUCACGUUUAAAUUGUUUAUUGUAGCAGCAAAUACUUAUUCACGUUUGGCACCCAGGCUCCGCCACAAAUUCAUCAAGGCGUUGACAGGCAGAGGGAGAUGGGAGAUUUUCCCAGUUUAAAUAGACCGCCAAUUUGAGAGGCAGAGGGCGGGAUUGGAUGAUGGUUAUGAGAGUGGGACAUGUGACGUGUAUAGCAGUGCAGCUCGAGUUGUCUGCCAGAAUUAGUUUGCAGGCGUUGCUCCAUAAAUGUUAAAUAUAAAUGUAAAUGUUAAAUCUAAAUUUUAAAUCUAAAUGUUAAAUCUAAAUUUUAAAUCUAAAUGUUGUGUCUAAAUUUUCUGACGUUAGUACCAAAAUAAAAGCUUCAUAAAGCUAAAACAUUAACAUUUAUAUUUAAAUUUAAUAUCUAGAUUUAACAUUGAUAUUUAUUUUUUUAACAUUUAUAUUUAACAUUCAUAUUUAGUAUUUGAAUUUAACAGUGAUUGUAACUUAAAUGUAUUUAUCACAACAAAAUUAAAUGCAAAGAAGAAUAUUGCUCGAAAUAUGAUUUUAAAAAGCAACUUUGAAAGAUUCACACUACGUUUUUAGGAUGUUUUGGAGCUAAAUGUGGAGAAUUGCUGCUGUUAUUUUCAGUGUGCACAACUUUACAAACAGCGCCCCAUAUAAUCCCACCAAGUAUUCCAUUAAACUUUGGCCAUCACGUAGACAAAAGUCUAUAUUAUGAUAGCAUAUCACAUUAAGAUGUAUAGGUAUAAACAAGAUGCAGUAUAGUUUCUCUAACAUGCCAUCCUUAUUGUAAUCAGUAUGACAUAUUCCAAAGGAUAGUCUUAGAAAUCAACAACACUGUAAGAACUAACACAUGUAAAUACAGCUACACCUCCAUCCUUCCCUCUAGUGUUCAGUUAAGUCAUUUGCAUCUUUGUGGCUAAUCUAUGCAAACCUCCAAUAAUGUUCCAUGCAGUCAGACCCGACAGUGCUGUUUUCUGUAGAGUUCUAGCCCUGGCCUGUAGAGUUUACUUGUGUUGCUGUGUGAAACCGAUGUACUCAUUGUGCUGGCUGGGCUGAUAUGGUGGCAGGUAUUAAAAUUACUUUGAUUAUAUCAUAAUAUGGCAGAAGUCCAUAUGUCGAAGCAGGACCAUAAUGAAGUGUGUGCAUAUAUUUUUAUGAAUUAAGGUUCGAAAAAGAGAGACACUAAAUAAAAAUUCAUGAAUGUGAAUGUAA
This is a messenger RNA of Notolabrus celidotus (New Zealand spotty), 6657 nucleotides long. RefSeq names its product AP2-associated protein kinase 1-like. Bases 747 to 3233 code for a protein of 828 amino acids. The transcript has 19 exons. The record is from RefSeq and is a predicted model, not a curated record. Lineage: Eukaryota; Metazoa; Chordata; Actinopteri; Labriformes; Labridae. Gene Ontology annotation, molecular function: protein kinase activity; ATP binding. Gene Ontology annotation, biological process: protein phosphorylation.